This is a messenger RNA of Aspergillus tubingensis, 765 nucleotides long. RefSeq names its product LamB/YcsF family protein. The record is from RefSeq and is a predicted model, not a curated record. Gene Ontology annotation, biological process: carbohydrate metabolic process. NCBI's taxonomy places the organism in Eukaryota, Fungi, Ascomycota, Eurotiomycetes, Eurotiales, Aspergillaceae. The transcript is spliced from 2 exons. Bases 1 to 765 code for a protein of 254 amino acids.
AUGCCUCCCCUACGAACCAAAGUCUUCAUCAACGUCGACCUCGGCGAAGGCUACGGAAACUUCAAAUGCGGCCCGGACGAAGAACUCAUCCCCCUCAUCGACCAGGCCAACGUAGCCUGCGGAUUUCAUGCUGGUGACCCCCUAAUAAUGCAAGAAACCGUCUCCCUGUGCAAAAAGCACAACAUAUCGAUCGGCGCCCACCCCGGCCUCCCCGACGUGCAAGGCUUCGGCCGACGCGAAAUGAAGCUCAGCCCGGAAGAACACACCGCAAAUGUCAUCUACCAAGUCGGGGCGUUACAAGGCUUCCUAGCACGCGAAAACAUCCCCCUCCACCACGUCAAGCCGCACGGCGUGCUCUACGGCAUGAUGUGUCGCGACCUAGAAGUCGCGCGGGCCGUCAUAAGGGGAAUACCACCUGGGGUACCGGUCGUGGGACUCGGAGGAACAUACAUGGAGCAGGCGGCGAAGGAGCUGGGGGUGCCGUUCUGGGCGGAGCUGUUCGGAGACGUCAAGUACGGGCCGGAUGGCAUGCUGGUGAUUGAUCGGAAGAAGAAGCCGUGGAAGAUUGAGGAUGUCAAGGCGCAUGUGAGGCAGCAGGUGGAGGAUUCGUCGGCCACGGCUGUUGAUGGGUCGGUGGUGCAGAUGGGGGUUAAGGAUUAUCCGGUUACCAUUUGUUGUCAUUCGGAUUCGCCGGGGUGUUUGGAGAUUGUGAAGGCGACGAGGGAGGUGGUUGACGAGUUUAAUAAGGCGAAUGGGUUUGCUUGA